AUACGAAAAAAAGGCCGAGACUUUGUUUUUAGUGGUAGAAGAAACUACGGAAAUCACGUCGAUUUGUUGUUUCAUAGCAUUCUUAGUAGCAUGAGAGGAGAUAAGGCAAAGGCUGACAAGAAAAGUGAAUGUAUUACACGGGAUUAUACGAUCCAUGUGUCCAAACUUGUUCAUAAAGUUCAAUUCAAAAAAAGAGCACCUCGAGCUAUUCAAGAAAUAAAGAAAUUCGCUCAGAAGGCUAUGGGAACUACAGAUGUACGUAUUGAUACAGGUUUAAACAAGUUUAUUUGGUCAAAGGGUGUUCGUUAUCUUCCUACACGCGUUCGUGUCCGAUUAACGCGUCGAAAAAAUGACGAAGAAGACGCUGAGGAAAAAAUGUACACUGUUGCUCAAUAUGUUCCAGUAGAUAGUUUCAAAGGUCUUACGACUGAAACGGUAGAAGAACUACAGCUUCAAGUAUAACGUUUGAUUAUACCUACACACUAAAAAUUAACACUAUGACCUUGUCUUGAUAAAAAUAUGCUAUUAAAAACAAUCGUUGAGAAAGUGAAAAAUUUAAUUAAAAUAACUACAUGUUUGUUUACAAUCC
Molecule: messenger RNA, 589 nt
Organism: Hylaeus volcanicus
Lineage: Eukaryota; Metazoa; Arthropoda; Insecta; Hymenoptera; Colletidae
Exons: 3
Coding region: 91-462 (123 amino acids)
Biological process (GO): cytoplasmic translation
Cellular component (GO): cytosolic large ribosomal subunit; ribosome
Molecular function (GO): structural constituent of ribosome
Source: RefSeq, a predicted model, not a curated record